Messenger RNA from Rhinocladiella mackenziei CBS 650.93, 492 nucleotides. RefSeq lists its product as uncharacterized. The record is from RefSeq and is a predicted model, not a curated record. The coding region runs from base 1 to 492 and encodes 163 amino acids. NCBI's taxonomy places the organism in Eukaryota, Fungi, Ascomycota, Eurotiomycetes, Chaetothyriales, Herpotrichiellaceae. The transcript has a single exon.
AUGUGUCGCCAUCGUCGCAAUUGCUACGGACCCAGCCCGGUCUUGUACGGGCCCAUGACGAACCCACAAAUGGGUCAAGUCCAAGGCCAACAAUACGGCUAUGCUUACGGCAUGGGCCCCUAUUGCUCAGGCUGCGGUCGUCACAGAUGCCGCUGUGGCCGCCGACAAGGCUGCGGAGGUCGAGGACGCCGUGGCGGGCCCGUCACCAUGUUGAUCGGCGGCAUCAUCAGCAUGGUCAAGGAACACCAAGAGAAGAAAGCGGAAGAAAGGCGUGUCGAAGGAGAGAAAUUCGUCAAGGGCCUUCGUGAAAAUGACGGAGAUGUUCAGCGCAGAGCAGAGGAAGUGGACGAGUACAGCGACAGCGAGCCUGAAAAUGACGUUGCUGCCCGCGAGUACGAGCAACAUCUCCAGAACCGGGAGGAAGAGCGCCGCAGAGGAAAACAGUACCAAGAUGAGCCGCCCUCAUAUAAGGUGGCUGUCAACGGGAACUAG